CCAAGACGGUGUAUUAAAAAAAAAAACUUGUCACUAUCAAAACAAAAGCUGUGUUCUUGCGACAUACAGCUAAACAUAUAACACUACACCAGCCAAAAAAAAAAAAAAAAAAAUUGGGGGAGAGAGAGCAAUGACUGGUCAGAAUCAGAAGCCGAGGAAUGACGGGGAUCGAGAAUGGACGGCGGAGAUCAUGCCGAGUGUCAUAGCUGCGCUAUCGUAUCUGCUUCAGAGAGUGGCGGAGAAGAACGACGAGCUGAUGAGGAGUCGUCCGUUGAUGAGGAAGUACCGGAGGAAGUCGGGCUUCCAUGGCCUGACGAAACCUUCUAUCUCAAUCAGAAGCUACGUGGAGAGGAUCUUCAAGUACGCCAACUGCAGCCACUCGUGUUAUAUCGUCGCUUAUAUAUAUUUGGACCGUUUUGUGCAGAAGCAGCCAUUUUCGCCGAUCGAUUCCUUUAAUGUUCAUAGGCUCAUUAUCACCAGUGUUUUGGUCUCUUCCAAGUUCAUGGACGACAAGCGGUACAACAAUGGAUAUUACGCAAAGAUAGGGGGGAUAAGUGGGGAGGAGAUGAACGUGUUGGAGAUGGAGUUCUUGUUCGGGUUAGGGUUCCAGCUGAACGUGACGCCUUCCACAUUCAGCGGCUACUCUUCUUUCCUCCACUCGCAGCGCUCUCUCCUUCCACAACCUUCUUUCGGAAUCAACCCUCGCGACGAAGAAUCUCCCCAUCGCAAGCAGCAGCUCGCUGUUGUCUGAAACCCAAACCCUCUCCUUUGUUUGGAGGGUUUAGAAAUACUAGGACAACGUAAACAUACAUAUUGGAGUUUACAGAUUUGUUUUCGAGACCUUUUCUUUCCCUUAUGUGUUUGCUUAUCAUUUUUCUCUCUGUCGUCGAAGUUCUCUAUUAGUUAAGUUCGGAUAAUGGCAUGAUGUUUAGUUUAGUUAUA
This is a messenger RNA of Tarenaya hassleriana, 942 nucleotides long. RefSeq names its product cyclin-U4-3-like. Gene Ontology annotation, biological process: regulation of cyclin-dependent protein serine/threonine kinase activity. The transcript is spliced from 2 exons. The record is from RefSeq and is a predicted model, not a curated record. Bases 131 to 751 code for a protein of 206 amino acids. Gene Ontology annotation, molecular function: protein kinase binding. Lineage: Eukaryota; Viridiplantae; Streptophyta; Magnoliopsida; Brassicales; Cleomaceae.